Molecule: messenger RNA, 1479 nt
Organism: Styela clava
Lineage: Eukaryota; Metazoa; Chordata; Ascidiacea; Stolidobranchia; Styelidae
Source: RefSeq, a predicted model, not a curated record
AUGGAAGCUGUCGAUCAUCAAGCAGAAGCAAUUGAAACUGGCGCAGAAUUGCACCAGGGAAGGAAAGGGAAUGUUACUCUUGUAGCCGAAUCGGACAUUUUUCUAGAGAUAAGAUGUGCCUCGCAGAAGCUAAACGAUGUACAAAAUGCGGAAGAAUGGCACAUUUCAAAGUUCGAUGUGAUAAAUUUUGAGUGUCCUGGUAAUCCUGAAAUUCACGUAUCGCUUCACCAAAGUUACAACAGCAAUCUUCACGCAACAUUGAACGAAUUGAGAUAUCGUAACCCAUUUUGUGAAAACAUCUUGUAUAAUUUGAGCAAUGGUCAGUGGGUGAAAAAGAUUGAUAGUUUUAAUAAAAAUGAGAUAGAAUAUAAGAAAUUAUUGAAAGAAGAAAGAGAAUUGGAUUAUUUUUUGACUGAAUUUCGUAUUAAUCGAGGAAUACAUACACGACUGUGGAGAGAUGAUUACAAGUGUGGAUUUAACAACGUGCAGACAAAGCCGAGAGGGAAUGCUUGGGCAGCUCCAGCUGGAAGUUGGUGUGAUUCGAAAAGUAAUAAACCUUGCUGCAGUGACAUUGAUGAUGGCCAAUGUGGAAGCAUUUGUGACUGUCCUAACUGCGUUGACACCAGAAAGAUAUAUCACGCUGAAAUAAGUGAUUGGAUUCCAUUUGACUCUGCAUGUCGACGACGAAACUAUACAGCAGCACAAGCUUGUAAAGUUGUCAAUCGAUUCUCUCAAAUAUAUUUUGUUGGUGAUUCUUUUGUGGGGAAAAUGGCACGAGGUUUUGUUUUGACAUUAAGAUCCGAUCUGAUGAAUGGUUGUUUAGUGACACGGUACGAUGAAAAAUUAACCAAACUAUGUGUUGGUGUUGACCAGUUUUAUUGGACAGAAUGUUCACUUGGCGAAGGGGAGAUACUCAAAAAUCUCGUGAAUAAAACUCCUUUUUGUGGAAAAGAUACACCACUUGUUAACAUCAAUGGAUAUUACAACCAUGAGUCUGCAAACAGGUUUUUAAAUUUAGUAAAAAGUUUAACAGGAAAAGUUGGUUCAGUUUUGCUGGUUGGUCAGGGUGGACACGAUGGAUGCAAAUCUGAAGUGACUAUGAAAACAUUUCUGAGUCCCGUGAUUCAACAUUUGGAUGAUUUCUACAAAAAGUUUGACAACACGACUGCAAAACACUCGAAUAAAUUUAAUAACAUUUAUCGAUGGCCACAUAUCAUUUUUAUGUAUCCUGACUCCAACGGAAUAUUAAAACCAAAAGCAUAUCAUGCAGCAAGCGGCGAUGUAGUUUGUAAAAAAUUUUCCCGAGAAAUGAAGGUAUAUUGCGAUGCUCAUAAUAUUCCUGUACUUGAUUUUUCCAGCCUUACAUCAGGAGUUCAUAGUUAUGAUGGAACACAUCACGGUCUAGGAGUGAAUAUUAUGAAAGUACAAAUUUUACUCAAUUACCUCGAUUAUGUGUCAGAGUCGGUAGAUUUAAGGUAA